This is a messenger RNA of Centropristis striata (black sea bass), 2815 nucleotides long. RefSeq names its product cAMP-dependent protein kinase inhibitor alpha (gene pkia). The record is from RefSeq and is a predicted model, not a curated record. NCBI's taxonomy places the organism in Eukaryota, Metazoa, Chordata, Actinopteri, Perciformes, Serranidae. The transcript has 4 exons. Gene Ontology annotation, biological process: negative regulation of cAMP-dependent protein kinase activity. Gene Ontology annotation, cellular component: cytoplasm; nucleus. The coding region runs from base 352 to 579 and encodes 75 amino acids. Gene Ontology annotation, molecular function: cAMP-dependent protein kinase inhibitor activity.
GGAUAGCUCUUAUAGCUAAUGUAGGGAUCACACCCAUUCAGAGACAGCCAGAAGCUAGCUUCAUCUUUGGCCCUGACGUUACCUAGCAUUACUUGGGCUAAACACCGCACAUAAAAAGAGGUCGCUGACAAAAACUGGCUGACAAUUGUACAUGGACAGCAUCUGUUGGGUCUUGCCCGUCUUGCCCGUCUUGACACCAUUUUGAAAAUGACAGCUGAGUGGGAGCGUGCUCAGAUGAUGACAUAGGAGGCAUCCAAAAAUAGCCACGGUCAAUCACAGCCUGCUCGGCUCUUGGAAUAGCCACAAAUGGAUGUGGGAGCUGAGGCUCUGCUAUGGUGAGGUGUGUUAGCAAUGACGGAUGUGGAGGCGACCUAUGAGGACUUCAUCGCCUCUCGACGGUCCGGCCGCAGGAACGCCAUUCAUGAUAUCCCAGCAGGCCCUGAAGGGGAGGGGCCCACUGACCUGUCACAGAGUCUGGCACAGCUCAGCAUCAACAAGACAGGUGAUGAGGGAGAAAACAGUGAGAAAGGCCAGAACUCUCCAGCUAAAGAAGAGGAGACUCAAGCUGAGGGCAGCUAAACUGACAUUUGUGGACUCAAAGAACCACUUCUUCUUGUCUACCUGAUCCCCGAAUGCUAGGCCCCCAACUGGCCAGUCGCAUCUAAUGACUGUGAACAGACACGGCAAAAUCCUCCACUGCCACCGUCCCGCUGUCAAGGAGGCAUUGCUAUGGCAACCACAGCGCAGUUUCCCUUCUGUGCUUGGUUGUGUUCCAUUUUCCUUAAAAAGUCUCCUUUGCUUGCUGCCUUUCCAUCAUGGCUGGCAGAAUGAGAUUGGACCUGAUGCAUGCAUGACAUCAGCAACCCCGAUCAGCCAUGUUUGACUGUCAGUGGUCCUGAGUGGAAUGGAGAGAAGGAGCCAGACUUAAGUGUUUCCAAAUUAAAUUGAAUUAAAACUCCUUGUCUUGAAUCAAUCACUGGUGAUGCAGCUGAAACACUUUCAGGGAACGGAGGACAGUGAUUGGAUAUUUUCCUUCCUCUGUUCUUUUGCAUUUACACCUGCACGUGUGUUAUAUUUCUCAUCUCCCUCAAUGAUUUUCUUUUGUAUAUUUGUUUAUUUUGGGCCUACUAGUCUACUAGUUCCAUCCAUCUUUUGGAUUUUGAGUGGUUAAAGUCGCACUGAACACCCUGCAAUCUGCCACUUUUAAAAACAGCAUUGCUAGAAAGGGCCAGUCCAAAUCAGGUUAAAAACACAGGACAUAUAGCAUUUAUUACUGGAACAAUGCUCUUUAACAUCAUCAAGGCAAAAAGCUAAUAUAAAGAGCGACUAUGUUCGUCUCACUGGCUGGCUUCACUUUUUCUUGCUUUGCUCUUGCACACUGACCCUUGCAAAAAUCCACUAUAGUGCUUUUUGUACCCACUGCCAGGCAUCACGGAUGCAGCCACUAUGUGCUUCUACUAGAUAAUACAUAUUUUCCUUCCAUUUUUUAUAUAUAUUCAAAAUAAUGUAAAGGUUUUCUAGAUCUUUGAACAAUGACAACGUUUUAAAAUGCAACCUACCUAUGAUUUCCCACAUUUUGUAACUUUGUAUAUAUUAAGCUGUCAACUUCAAAUAUUCAUUGUGACUUCUUGCAAUCAGUCAGAUGGAAUUUACCAUUACCAUACACCUUAUGUUGAUCUAACUCUAGUUUGGCUACUAAUAGUUAUAUUUAAUCAUCCCUCUCAUUGUCUUGUAGUACGUGACGGCAAUGGAUGAAGAAGUUCUCUUUUCAAGCGUAAAGAUUUUAAAGUCUACACACAAAAAGUGUCCACAUUACAAUGUGUUCUGGUUAUUCUAGAUUGAUGCACUGCUGUUUAGCAUAUCCAAACGUGUCUGUGUGUGAGUGUGUGUAAGGAAGUGUGUGUUUAGUGUGAUUUAAUUUACAGUGGAAUAUUUAGAUCAAGCAUUUAUUUGCUACUGGAGAAAAAAAAACACUUAUUGCACUCAAAUACACCAGUGUGUUGUUUAUAAUGUAUUAUCUUACUGUUUAUUGGAAGUGUGUAUUUCUCUGUUAUGGGGAGUCUGUUAGAAUGAUUAUUGUUGUGAUCGGACAGACUGCCUAUGAAUUCCACAUUUCUCUCGUCAGUCAACCUUUCAUUUAAACUUAGGAGGGAACCACCCCUUUCAGUACUAUUACGAUUGCUAAGAUACCAAUCACAUAUGGGGAUAUACUCUCUGAAAUGUUCUAUCUUGAAUUCAUAUAACGCUUUUGUUUGAGUAUUUUCUUAAAACUGAUGACAUCACUUGGUUGUCUUGGCUUGUAUUUGUGGAGUUUUCAGACUGAAAAAGAAAUAAAAUGACUUCCCUAUAAAAACCUCACAACAACAAUGUAUUGACACAUACAAAACCAAUCCCUCUCUGUCAUGAUUUAUGCCCCUUUAGAAGUGUGUAGCUGUGUCCGUAUCAACACAGACCCUGCUCUCAGCCCGUAUUUUCUCCUUUCUUUUGAUUUUGAUGCAUUCAGAACUCUUGCUUUCACUGAGCCAGGGAGAAGGGCUGAAUGUUAUAUUUACUCACAGUAAACACUUCCUACAUAGUAUGCCUUUAAAUGACAAUGGGGCAUUUUUACUUUGUAUUUACAGAUCAUAAUUACUUAUAUUGAGUCAAGUAUAAUGUGAUUUCAUGACCAGUACUGUUGUAGUACAGGUGACCGAGAGCAUAUUUUCUAUAUUGUUCAUUCAUGAGUCAUGUCACUGUUUUGUCAUUGACUUUAUGGUGUAAUUCCCUCAUAUUUGCUUUUGUUGACAUGCAAUUAAAUCUCACUGGUGGAAAAUAA